This is a messenger RNA of Phalaenopsis equestris, 2081 nucleotides long. RefSeq lists its product as uncharacterized. Lineage: Eukaryota; Viridiplantae; Streptophyta; Magnoliopsida; Asparagales; Orchidaceae. Bases 405 to 1802 code for a protein of 465 amino acids. The record is from RefSeq and is a predicted model, not a curated record. The transcript has 8 exons. Gene Ontology annotation, molecular function: zinc ion binding; nucleic acid binding.
GAUUAAAAAAAAAAAAGGGAUGGGGCCUCGGCGUAGACCUUAAACCCUUCUCUUCUUACCCUUCAUCCAUUUCCCAAUGCCGCCCGUCGACCCCGCCCGUCUUUACGCAAAACCCUAGGCCGUCCUCCUGCUCAGCUCACCAUUACCAGCAAAGCCAUACCAACACCAGAUUUGAUCUCAGCAUACUCGACACCUUCCCUUCUACAAGACUGUUGGCGGAUUAGUCUCCUUCCUCCGCUCGAUCUGCGACGCAGAAGCUGCUUUCUUCCUUCGCACUGUUGUUCAUCCGCGCAACUGAUGUUCCUUUCUGUUUGUUGAUAAGGUCCAGAUCUUGGAAAACGAUUGCAUAUAGACUUGAUUGCGCAGCCAAGUGUUGGCCUGCAUUGGUUUAUGGUAUUCUGGUAAUGGCUAGGCAACCAAGCCCUGAAAUAGAUGAUGAGCUUUUUAAUGAGGUUUAUGGAAAAGAAUAUACUGGCCCUAUGCGAUCAACAUCUAAUAAUGCAGAGGCUAAAGCUAAUGCAAACAAGAGACCCUUAACUAAUGACCAUUCGGAUGAGGAAAAUGAUUCUCGAGAUCCAAAUGCUGUUCCGACUGAUUUUACUAGCAGGGAAGCUAAGGUGUGGGAGGCAAAAGCUAAAGCUAUGGAAAGAAAUUGGAAGAAAAGGAAAGAAGAAGAAAUGAUUUGCAAACUAUGUGGAGAAUCCGGUCAUUUCACUCAGGGCUGCCCUUCCACACUUGGAGCUAAUCGCAAGUCUGCAGACUUAUUUGAAAGGGUACCUGCAAGAGACAAGAAUGUGAGAGCCCUUUUUUCUGACAAGGUGAUAAGUCAAAUUGAGAAAGAUGUUGGCUGCAAAAUAAAAAUGGAUGAGAAAUUUCUAUUUGUUAGUGGGAAAGACAGAUUAAUACUCUCUAAAGGUUUAGAUGCUGUGCGCAAAAUAAUUCAGGAGAAGGACAAAAACAAGAGUCCUCCUAGUAGAUCUGACACUAAAUCAGAAAGGGCAAGGUCCAGAUCACGUGAUAAAAGUCCUGUAGGUUCUCAAUUAAGACGCUCUGAGUCCCAGAAGUCCCGUUCAAAUAUAGGAAAUUCCAUUCAUGUGCAUAGCAAGGGAUAUGAAGAUAAUGUACGGGAAGAUCUGUUAAAGUUGUCAAGAGGUUCUUCACAAGGAAGAGCUUACACUAAUGAUGGAGCCAAAAGUCAUCCUGCCUCUACCAAAUCUCCAAUGCGCUCUACUGGUUAUGGUGGUAAUUCCUUCAGUUCAUAUGAUGAACAAAACCUUAACAGUGGUUUGCAUAAGCGUAGUGGUUGGGAUGUGGGAAAGUCUGAAAUUGAUUCCCUCUAUGAGCACAAAUCUGACAUCUCAAAUUAUCCACAAACCUUGGAAGAGCUAGAAAUGGAUUUUAAGAGGGAGAUAAAUGAUUUAGGAAGAGUUCGUGAUAAGGAAGAGGAUGAAGAGAUUCACAAGCACAGAGAGUGUAUGAGGGACCUAAGUGAAAACUAUAUGAAGAAGAUAUCAACCAUUAGGGCCGUUCAAGCAAAGCAGUGGGAAGAUUUUAUCCAAUUCAGCCAGAAAAGGCAGCAGCAGUUUAGCAUGCAGAGCUCCUAUGUCCAGCCCGCACAUCCUGAUUAUGAUCAGUCUUCUAGGAAUCUCUCUUAUGGAGGACCAACUGUAUCUAUGGAUUCUAGGAACAGAUAUGCCUACCCCCCUGCUGAGAACUAUCAAGUUCCUAGGCCUCAUGAACCAUAUGGUGAGUUUCAACAUCAGAGACGUGAUGACUUGGGGCCCACCCAUUGGCGAUAUUAACGCUGGUUAGUACAGAGGGUGCGGGUGCGUGGUAUCCAGACCUGUUGGGAACAUUGUUUCAGAUGUUUUGGUUUGUAGAUGAGAAAAUGGAUGCUCUUUAAAAUGUUGCAUAGAGAUGUUCUUGGGUAGGUAUUUGGACAUAUAGAAGAUGGAAACAUCAUGAAAACUUUGUGACUUUCAAUGUUGUUUUCUCCAAUUUCUAAAUAUCAACUAUUGAAAGUUUGUUCUUGUAUAUUUUUGUCGCUCUACUAUAUUUUUGCAUGCAAUAUGCUCUUUAUU